AUGAGCGUUGAUCUUACUACGUACGUACUGCAAGUUCCACCACAGCUGAACAGUUCUUCAACAACGCUCUGCUCGCUGUCAUUGGAACUGAAUCUGAGGAAACUGAAUUCAUGGAUUCGAGCGCCAUUCUCAACGAGCAGAUUGAUCCAUUCUGGCAACCUCUGA
Molecule: messenger RNA, 165 nt
Organism: Ostertagia ostertagi
Lineage: Eukaryota; Metazoa; Nematoda; Chromadorea; Rhabditida; Trichostrongylidae
Source: the annotation of a GenBank genome assembly